Molecule: messenger RNA, 1295 nt
Organism: Sus scrofa (pig)
Lineage: Eukaryota; Metazoa; Chordata; Mammalia; Artiodactyla; Suidae
Gene: MDK
Product: midkine
Molecular function (GO): growth factor activity
Source: RefSeq, a predicted model, not a curated record
CGAGACCUGUGACACACCCGGGGCUCCGUGCUCCCUCCAGGUGGCCACCUAAGGCUUCGUGGCCGUGGAGGGAAGCUGGCGGCCAGCGGGGAGAGGGGACGGCAAGCAGGAGCCCAGGACCCACGGAGCCCGUGGUUGGGGGCCAGGGACAGGGCGUGCCAGGACCGGACGGAAGCCCGGGGCCGGGAGAGCUGGGCGUCUGGGGAUGGAGGGUGUGGGGCCGACUGGCGGGAAGCUGGGGUAGAGGCUGGGGGCGCGGGGCGGGAGCGAAGGCGGGGACCGCGGGGUCGGGGGCGGCGCGGGUUUGAGGGGAGGGGGCGGGACCUUCCUCGGUGGGGGGGGGAGGGGGCGGGGGCCCAUGUGACCGGCUCAGACCGGUUCUGGAGACAAAAGGGGCCGCGGCGGCCGGAGCGGGACGGGCCCGGCGCGGGAGGGAGCGAAGCAGCGCCGGCAGAGAGCGAGAUGCAGCGCCGAGGCUUCCUCCUCCUCGCCCUCUUCGCCCUGCUAGCGCUCACCGACGCGGUGGCCAAAAAGAAAGACAAAGUGAAGAAGGGCGGCCCGGGGAGCGAGUGUGCCGAGUGGACCUGGGGGCCCUGCACCCCCAGCAGCAAGGACUGCGGAGUGGGUUUCCGCGAGGGCACCUGCGGGGCCCAGACGCAGCGCGUCCGGUGCCGAGUGCCCUGUAACUGGAAGAAGGAGUUUGGAGCUGACUGCAAGUACAAGUUUGAGAGCUGGGGGGCAUGUGAUGGGGGCACAGGCACCAAAGCCCGCCAAGGCACCCUGAAGAAGGCUCGGUACAAUGCUCAGUGCCAGGAGACCAUCCGUGUGACCAAGCCCUGCACCCCCAAGACCAAAGCCAAGGCCAAAGCUUCAUUUCUGACUCACAGCAGCCCUGGAGGCCAACAGGGUAGAGGUGGAUCUGCCCACUUCUCAGCCAAGAAAGGGAAGGGAAAAGAUUAGCAGCCAGGCCUGGAUGCCAAGGAGCCCCUGGCUUUACUCGGGGGCCUGGCCCACGCCCUCCUUCCACAGGCCCAAGAAAUAACCCACCAGUGCCUUUUGCCUACUCGUUAGCUUUAUCAAUCAUGCCCCGCUUCCUCCCUUUCAUGCUCCCACCCCCACCCGCAAGUGCCCGGAGUGGGGAGGGACAAGGGAUUCUGGGCAGCUUGAGCCUCCUCCCCUAAAGGGAUUUGAUUCCCCCCUGGGCCCGCUGUGCUCCUUCCCCUCAAUGAUGCCAUUACUAAGAAACAAAAUAAACUAUCAUUUUUUUUCCCAAUAAAAGCUUUUCUUUUAAUAUA